AUGACGCACGCUCGUGAAGGCACCGGAAGGCUCUACGUGUGGGCAGAGCCCCCAGCAGAUGGCAGUCACCGGGGAACUUCCAUCAUCAGAACCAGUGGAAAGACUGGGCCCCUGUCCCACGGCCUCCGGUCUGGGACGCCCUCCUGUAGCCAGGCCCUCAACCGUCAGUCCUCCUCUGAUGCUGGGCUGCUCUGGGACACUCAUGUCCACCCACCCCAGCUGGGGCACCUCAUCUGCUUUGGGUCUCGGGUGUUUCUUCUUCCAGAGCCGCAGACAGGUUUCUUAGGUGGGGUCAGAACCUGGACAUGCCUGGACCACCAGGAACCAAGAAGUUUCCAACCCCAGCCCGAUCUGGCUCCACCCGGUGCAAGACAGCAGGGUGUCCCCGUCACCAACCAGGUCAAGAAAAGAGCUGAGGUGGUGGGGAUCAGCAAUCUGGUGACCCGGGAAAAGUGUGGGAAAACCGUUAGCAAGAAGUCAAACCUCAGGAUAUAUCAGGGUACUUACACAGGUGAGAAACCAUAUGAAUGUAAAGAAUGUAGGAAAACUUUCUACCCAAAAUGUGGGAAACUGUUUCACUGCAAUUCAGUCCUCACUGUACAUCAGAGAACUCACACAGGAGAAAACCCCUAUGCAUGUAAAGAAUGUGGGAACUUACUUCACUGGAAGUCAGUUCACACUGAACAUUAG
Mandrillus leucophaeus (drill) is the source of this 690-nucleotide messenger RNA. Its product is annotated as histone-lysine N-methyltransferase PRDM9-like. Gene Ontology annotation, biological process: regulation of immune system process; regulation of cytokine production; negative regulation of transcription by RNA polymerase II. The transcript has 5 exons. Bases 1 to 690 code for a protein of 229 amino acids. Lineage: Eukaryota; Metazoa; Chordata; Mammalia; Primates; Cercopithecidae. The record is from RefSeq and is a predicted model, not a curated record.